Parastagonospora nodorum SN15 is the source of this 2067-nucleotide messenger RNA. RefSeq lists its product as hypothetical. The record is from RefSeq and is a predicted model, not a curated record. Lineage: Eukaryota; Fungi; Ascomycota; Dothideomycetes; Pleosporales; Phaeosphaeriaceae. The transcript is spliced from 2 exons. The coding region runs from base 1 to 2067 and encodes 688 amino acids.
AUGUCAAGCAUAUUCAAACGAAGAUCAAGGGCUUAUCCGGGUGUGCAAACUUGUCUGGGGAGCUUCAUAGGUAUCUCCAAUGAGCGACAUUGGUGGUAUGCAACAGGAAAGGCGAGAGAAGACUUCGAAGCUGUUGAAGCAUAUGUCCAGGAACAGCUCGAGGCGGACAUGAAGGACAGCUAUCGCAGCACUGUGUACUUCAAGCUUUUCAUGAUAGGAAGGGACGAAAUAUCUGCGAAACCAACAAUCAUGUUCUUUUGUGAGGAAAAGGAACCACGCGAAAGAGCAAAGAAGGUGCUCGACAAAAGGGGGCUGUUGCUUCGACUGCCCGGGUUCCGCACUGGCCAUCAAAGUGAACAACCAAUAACUGGACCACUAGUUCAACCAGCCGACGUGUCAGAAAAUAAGGAUUUGAGUCCAGAAAGGGUUGACCACCUGACUGAGGCUUAUUACGACCCCCAAGGGAGUGUGGGAGCACUCGGCAUGGCUAUAUUUGCUAAGCACCGCAAUGGAAGAUGGCGAAAGGCAACUGCUUAUAGAGUCUAUCAAGGGGAAAAAUGCUUCUUGAUGUCUGUGUCACAUAUCUUCGUUGAGCAGACGUUAUCCGAUCGUGACGGCACAUUAGACAAUGACGGCGAUUAUGACUUCGGCAGCGACUGCAGUAGCGACACAGGCGAACAGGUUCAACCGAUUCAGACGUCUAACGGAAAGCUAGAUUCCGAACAACACGAUUCUAGUAGGAGUCCAUCACUCAAUUCAAAUACACAAAAUGGGCCAAAAGACGAAUCCAAUCAAUUCUUCAUCACGAAGAAUGAAGACGGGUCAGCCUUCAAGCCACUCGGCGUGCUACUUAAAUUAUCCGCAGAUCAGGACUGGGUACUGAUAGACGUAAGAGAUGACUUUGUCGCCAUCCGCCUCGAGACAGACAUAUCAAUAUCGAAGAACUUAUCGGUUGCCAGUAUGACAGGAAGUGUGAGAGAAGUCAAGUACUGGACAACACUAAGAGCUGACGGCAUCCAAAUCGGGUUCAGGGGAACGCUAUCAGAAAGUCGCACAUACAUGCGGUUACCAGGAAGUUUGACCUUUCGGACAGUAUAUCAUGUCGAUCUAGAAGAGCCCAUCAACUGGGGCGACUGUGGAGGUUUGGUGUGCGAUGUGGAGACAGGGUCAUUAUACGGACAUGUGGUCGCAAGCUCAGGCGAUAUGCGUCGCGCGUAUAUCAUACCAUCUCGUGACGUCUUCAAUUCCUCAGGAACGAUGUGGCAUCCAUCUGCACCUACACCGUUAAGUCCUUCUGCUCCCGAGCAGAUGCGUAGUGGCUACGGAACGAUGCCAAGUGCACCGUUGAUGAUGCCACAAAAGCCGAAUUCAACGGCCAAAUACUCUUCAUGGCCGAGACAUGUUUUAGGGGUUGAAACAUUGAAAUCAGAAGAGGCAUCCUUCGAAAGCAUACUGCCAAAAGGCCAAGAACCGUACGCAGAGCAUGCGAUAAUGCUGGGUGAGCAAGACGGCACACAAUCGCAGGAACGGUUGAGCCAUGACAGCGAGAUGUCCUACAGCUUUCGUUUCGACGAGUUCACGAAUAUCCCGGAAUACCUUGGAAAACGUGGUAAAAAUGAGCUGUGGGAACCGAGUGCUGUGUCAGGAGACAACAUUCGCAUUCCUGGGUCACUACCCGACCAAUGGUGGAGCUUCACAGGAGGUCAAAUCCAACCAGUUGAACGCUGGGAUAUCUCCAAGGAGGUCAAACCUUAUAAGACUGUUUCCAUGAUGUACCUCGAGGGGUUUGGCUUCUGUAUCAUGGAGGCGGAUGCUACGAUGCCACGACCCCAUGAGGUCUGGCACCCUUUGUCAUUCGAAUGGAAGAUUGAUACAAUGGCGUCUCUUCUGAAGAUUAAGGGAACAGAACCCAGAUUGUUUACCAAAAGCAACGCUCAAUGGGUCAAGAUGCUCCUACCUGCCAUGUAUCAUGGGUUCAUUGAACCGAACAUAGGGGACCACGGUGGCCUUUCGGGAGAUCUGGGCAUAUUCCUUGCGCUGCUCGCUUUUCUCGAUAAAGCCCGAUAG